GAGUGAAGUGAGGAGUUUCCUUCAGUGUCUGCCUUAUAUCUCACAGCUCAGGCUUUCCAUCGACAUGUCCUUCCUCCUGUUUCAGUGGGUAAGAAGAGGCAGAGUGGUCUGUCCGCUGGCUGUUGAAGAGCUUUCUCUUGUGCCUAAGAAAGCCCGACCAUCACAGAGAGUAAUGUUGAGGGCUGUCAGUAGUUUGGCUUCCCUGCUGAGAUACUGGACAGUCGCACGGUUAGACCUGACUGAGACCUGCAUCCCUGCUCAGGGUCUCAUUACACUGCUGCUCCAUGAUGGUCCUCUAACAGUCAAACUGAGUGAAGAGAGCUUCCAGCAGCUUCUGUGUCUCCUCCAUGAAAUCCAGGACAAGGACUUGACGUUGUCCUUCUUGAGUAAGGUUGGUGGAGACCUGACCUCCUGCUGUCUGAACUGGGAGCUUCUUCACUAUCUGCUGCAGCAGUCGUCAGCUCAGACCAUCACUGUGAACCUGAGGAAGAACCUCUUCUUACAGGAGGAAACCACACGUCUGCUUCCCUUUCUGGACAGGAUUGUGUUUAAAAGGCCCAGUCCCAGCUUUGUGUUGAGCUCCAUCAGAGAGCUCUACAGAGCUCAUGACAGUCACGCUGUACCCAGUUUACUGAGGUCACUUGGUCAUGUGAUCAACCUGAGCAGCAGAGAGCUGGACUCAGUGGACUGUGCUGCUCUGAUCUUCAUCCUCAAACACGGAGAUGGAGUCAAACUGAACCUCCUGUGGACCUCCAUACCAGCAGAGGGAGUAGAGUCCAUCCUCUUCAUGCUGGACAAAGUUUCUCAUCUCAGUGUUGACAGGAAUCAGCUGCUGAGGUUCAUCCACUGCUGUGCUGCCUGUGACGUCCAGCAGGAGGCAGCGUCAGGCCUGCUGAGGACUCUGCAGCACAGCUUGGAUCUGUCCUGCUCCUCCUGUGUGGAGCUACCAGAGGAGGAUCAGCCUGAGCCUCUGAGUCUGACUGCUGAUGACUGCAGGGCCGUCUCCACCAUCCUGACACACAGCAGCCGAGACACACAGCUCGACCUGCGAGACUGUGAGGUGGAGGACAGCGUGCUGGACCUGCUGUUUCCUGUCCUCCACAGGGUCCGCCUCAGAGUCAGUAAAACUGUCCUCCUCCAGCUGCUGUCUCUGGUUCCUGUGAACAGUGAGAGGGACACAGUGAGGCGGGCGGUGUCCCUGUGUAGAGCUCUGGGUGGAGAGCUGGAUCUCAGUCACAGCACGCUGGAUCAGAGGGCCUGUGGGGCUUUGGUCCAGAUGCUGGACUCGUGUGAAGGGCUGACAGAGCUGGACCUCAGUCACUGUCAGCUCACUGACCAGCUGCUGCUCCCUCUCAUCACACAUCUGCACAAAGUCCAAGUCCUGGAUCUGAGUCACAAUCAGAUCACUGAUGCUUCGACUGAUGUGUUACUGCAGCUGCUCUCCAUCAACCCCUCCAUCGACUGUGUGCGACUCUACAGCAACAACAUCGUGCACAGAGCAGCCUUCAAGGAACACAAGCAGUUUGAGGUCUGGUGAAGCACUCGUCAUCAUCAUCGUCAUGAACAUCAUCAUCAUCAGGGAUUCACUGGUUUCCUCUGUUCUUGUCAUCAUUGCAUGAAAAUAUUGGGUGGAGUGGGAGCACUGAUACUGUGUUCAUGGACUCAGUGUAAUGUCGCGGUGUACGACACAUUGACAUUACAUCCAAUGAGUUUUGAUGACCAUCUUAAUUUUUUUUUAUUUUUUCUACAAUCACUUGAAGACAGUUUAUAUGGAGACAAAGAGCAGCCAACAGUGUUUGUUUCAAUUUCCCACUGUUUCUUUUCUUUCUGAGCUACUGCAGAUUUUUCUUUGAUGGAGGUCAGAUGUCUAAUUGGUCAUGUGAUGAUGUCACAGUCUGUGUCUUAGACCCACAAUUUUGAGUUUUGCGUUCUCGGUCUAAUCUUUUGGAUUUCAAGUCUUUAUUUCCCCAUGCAGUUACUUCCUGUUUUAUUUUGAUAGUCAUUUGUCUCUGUUCCUUGUAUUUAUGUUUGCUUGUCCUGAUUGGUUUCAGCUGUGUCUCAUUCCCUUAAUCUGCCCACUUUUAUAUUUACCUGUUAAACCUGAGAGUCCUGCAUAUUGGCCCUGCUGAAACUUGACAGAUGAUCAUCUUAAUGUUUACAUAUCUGAUAUUUCUGUAAUAAUUGUGAUUCUGUUAUUUUAUUAUUGAGACAAAACACAGAAGCCAUCACCAUUUUAUCAGUGCAGGGAGUCGGUCAUAUUUAUUAUUUGUACUUUUGUGAUAACGGUAUUUAUUCUGGUCUACAUGUUUCAGACAGGACAAAGUAGAGAGACUCUAGAAUGAUGUCUCAGAGUAACGAUGCAAUAAGUCAGCAAUCAGGAUAAAACCGUGUUUGGUAAUUUGACAUAACUGGAAGAAAUGAUCAUAAACAUGUAAAUCAUUUUUAGUUCGUAUUUCAUGUUAAGAGAUACACGUGGUAAUGAUUAUUUUCUGUCCUCUUAAUGUGACACUGUUAUGAAAUUUUCCUCAUUAAUGGACCUCAUGUAUAAUGAGUGGUGGCUGUAGCUCAGGGGGUAGAGCAGGUCAUCUACUAAUUUAAAGGUUGCUGGUUUGAUCCCUGGCUGCUGCCAGAUAUCCUCAGGCAAGAUACUAACCCCAAGUUAAGCACAGAGAAAGUGCCUGUAUGAAUGUGUAGAUGAGGCAUGUUGUGUAAAGUGCUCUGAGUGCUGCAGGAGUAUACAAAAACACUAUGCAAGAAUUUAUCCUUUAAUGCAUUUCAGGUUUUUAAAUGUAACUUUUUUUUACCAUAUUAAUGUAGAGCUUCAUGUAGACUCGGGGAAUAAAUAAAAGUUCGGAUGUCUGUGA
Molecule: messenger RNA, 2864 nt
Organism: Oreochromis niloticus (Nile tilapia)
Lineage: Eukaryota; Metazoa; Chordata; Actinopteri; Cichliformes; Cichlidae
Exons: 8
Coding region: 65-1537 (490 amino acids)
Molecular function (GO): protein binding
Source: RefSeq, a predicted model, not a curated record